Messenger RNA from Nezara viridula (southern green stink bug), 2331 nucleotides. NCBI's taxonomy places the organism in Eukaryota, Metazoa, Arthropoda, Insecta, Hemiptera, Pentatomidae. The record is from the annotation of a GenBank genome assembly.
AUGAACCAGGGAAAAACAUUGCUCUUGGUUGAAAUGGAUAUUUGGAGGAGAGCUGAUAGGAUAUCAAGGAUCGAAAGGGCUCAAGCACAGCUCACUUGGCCGACGAUGGGGGAAUCGUUGACAUUGAAGUUGCAACGCUUUAUUGAUUACCUCAACAAUGGUUUCGACGAGUCCAUCAACGAUUAUAUGGACAGCACUUACCUCUGGUUGACUACAAUAUCAGCUGUGUUCCCGACUUUAAACCGUGACAGGCCAUUUCUGUCCAUUUCCAAGCUGUUCCUUUUGAUUUUCAACUGCUCCAUGAUCAUGACCAUUUGGUAUCUGAUUUUCACAGGCGCCGUAAAAUUCUCUAAUUCGAAUUUCAUCCUCUUGAUGAACCAGUUCCAUUUUAUGGCUUUGGUUCAGAUGAGCCUGGAAGUCGUAAGACAUUCUUGGAUGAACAGACCCGAAGAAGGAGCACUGCACAAGUUGAUGGUCGACAACUUCUUCGACUACGAAGAAGAACUGUCAGGAACUUGGACUAGCUUGAGGGAAGUCAUGAAGAGACAGAAGCGUCGCUGUAUCCAAUCCGUCUGCCUCAUCGGAGUCGCGGUGACGACCACGGUAAUCUUGAUACCUACUUUGAACUCUUUGAGUACUGUCGGGUACUCAAACAAGACUCUACACGAUGUCUAUAUGGACUUACCUAUACCAGCACCUGAUAUCCUAACAGAGAACAAAUCCCUUUCGCAUUUCUUGCUUUAUUUGUUCGAAAUUCUUGGCGCUUCCUGUGUAGGAAUGGUCCUGAGCACUAAAUGCAUGAUGUGUAUUGAAAGUAACCUUUAUAUCCAGAUGCAUCUCAAGCUGUUGGUGUUUCAAUACGAAAAUAUUGAGACCAGAGCCCUAACGCUGUACAGGCAGAUUUACGGGACACAUCCGAAUUUAACUGGCAUAAGACUUUACAGCGAUUUAAAAUUUUCUUAUUGCAUUGAUGAAUGUCUAAAAAAAAAUAUUCAACACCAUCAAGUCAUCAUUAAGGCAGUUCGGAAGCUAAAUACUGUUUACGGAUGUUACGUCUUCAGUUUUUAUCUCACAAGUACAGCCGCUAUUGCCAUGAGUAUUCUUUCAACUUCUUCGGUGGAAGAAUUUCCUGGAACUGCUUUUGGAGCCAUUAUAAUCUGCAUUAUUGAAAUAUUUUUUGUUGCGUUAUAUUCCCAUUUUGGACAAUCGCUCACAAAUUUGGGAGAAGACUUAAGGGAAGAGAUAUAUAACAUCAAGUGGUAUUAUUUAAAUAAAAAAACUAAGAAUACUAUAAAAAUAAUUCAAAUUGUCGCAGCCAAGCAAUUGAGUUUUUCUUUCCACAACAUACUACUCAUAAACUACGAUUCCUUUUCAAAGGUCUUGAAUUCAGCCUAUUCUUACUAUAACCUGGUAAAUGCCAACGACAGCCCAGAAGUGGGCGAGUCACUGUCUAAGAUGAACUUCUUCACCUCAGAUGACGAUCUAGAAAAUGAUGAACUAAUCGAUAAGACGUACAAUCGAUUGACGACGAUCUCGGCGAUAUACCCGGUCAUAGACAAGGACCGGCCCAGGCUGUGUCUCAUGAACUUGGCACUCUUUCUGUUCCAUUCUUUGAUCUUGACCGUGAUGACUUCAUCCCUGGUUCAGGGCUCCGUAGAGCUCUUCUACAUCAACUUCGUACCGUUCGUCAACGAGGUACACAUCGCCUUCCUCGGACUCUUGAGCAUCGCUAUACUCUGGCAUUCCUGGUUGAAGAGACCCAAUGUCGCUCGACUUCAUCGGAUCAUAGCUCGAGAUUUCUUCGACUACAAAGAGGACCUCGAAGACAAGAUGAAGACACUUCGUGACGAGAUGAUGAAGGAGAGGAAGCGGCAUAUCCUGUACAUCAUCCUUAUCGGAUUCGCAGCUUCCGUCGUGGUCAUCCUCAUCCCUGCUGUGAACCAGUUCGGUACCUUCCAGUACAACUCCACUAUCCACAGAGUCAACUUCGACCUUCCGGUACCUUUGCCAUAUCCGUUCUUGGGAACGAAACCUCUAGAACUAUUACCAGGAUAUAUCGUAUGCGUUGUGACAGCUUCAAGUAUAGCUUUGAUGAAUUGUACCAAAAGUUUCAUGGCGAUAAAUUGCAAUCUACACAUACAGAUGCAAUUGAAACUUCUGCUUUUUCAAAUAGAAAACAUCGAGUCGAGGGCUGGAAAGUUGUACAUGAAGCUCUAUGGAAUACAACCUAAACUUAAUAACGGAUUAAAAUUGUAUGAAACUAGAUUUAUGAAAUGUUACUCUAUUUGUCUAAGAAGAAAUAUCCAGCAUCAUCAAAUCAUUAUAAGGUAA